GUCGAAGGAAUAGCAGAAGACGCAGAAGAUGCCAGAGAAAGUUUUACUCGCGGGAAAAAUGGCGGAAAUGUGUGGUUUCUUCACGGUAUCAACAUCAGCGUUGCAAAACAUUUCCUUUUAAGCCUCUUCCUGCGUUUGUCUGCAUGCGUGAGAACACAAUCUUUAUGCAGUGAGCAUUUUGGUGCGUCCCUGCUAUGACUAUAUAUGUAAAGCUCUGGGUAACGAGAGGAACGCAAGAUGCAAAAAGAUUCAAUGCACCUCUCCACCCCUUGUCACAUGAUGCACAAUCAAGUUGCCCCUCAAGAAUCCCCAAGCAAGUCUUUUCAUUGUAGUCACUGUCCACUCAACUUCAAAUCCCAGGUCUUCUUUUUUGAACACCUCAACAACGUGCAUGGCUUCUCUAUAGAUGCUGCUAUCAGAGAUGCUGGUUUAACUGGGACUGACAAAGCCAACACUGACAACAACAGUGACAGUUCAAGAGGUACUUUUGAAUGCCAGCACUGUGAUUUUAAAGCUUGUAGUUGGGACGUUUUUAAAAAACAUGAAAUGUGUCACAAAAAAUCAGAGGAUCAGAACAUGAAAGGAAAUCCCAUAAUUUCUGAAAAUGUUAUUUCUGCAAACCCGCACAAGAAAGCUGCAGAGGAAAAUGAGAUUUCCUCAUCAGUUAUGUCUACCUCACAAACUAAAUGCACACUUAACUUAUCAAGGGACCUGAAAACAUAUAAGAAGCCAUUGCAAACCAUCACCAAGUACUUUAAGACUACAUCUGGAUCAAAUGGGAACCCCUCCGUGAAGUCAACUGAUAAUCCAGUGCUUCUAGAUAGCACCAGAGGAACACUGAUUUUGGAAGAAUCCUCCUCAAGCUCCAGCCCAAACCGCAGUGGUGUGUUGAAAGUCACUGCAAAGUCGAUGAUUGAUCUCUCCAGAGUGUCUGACCAUUACUUGCUAAAUGACCACCUUUUAAUUGCUGACCUUACACCGCCAACGCCUAAGGGACAAAUCAAAGAACCAGUUCCUAACAAGGCUGGCAAGAGGACCUGUAAGGAAAGCUCGACAAGUCCCCCAGACAAAAAAAUAAAGAUGGAUAAAAAAGAGGCAAAGGAAAGCAAGCAAGACUCGUCAAGCACCACAGAAUUUUCAUUUGAAGUUAGUGAUGAUGAAGAAGAAAAGAGGAUUAAUCUUGUUAAUGGAGACAUGAAAAGCCCAAAAGUUUACUUUUGUAAGCACUGUGACUACAGUGAUGUGGGCAUCCAAAGUGUGUCUACCCAUUAUCAGAGCGACCACCCUUACGUAAGAUAUACCUCUGACUACGUUCAGGAUCCGAGUGAUCAGAGUGCCACCUUCCGUUGCCUUGAGUGUCCAGUUGAGUUUUUAAGUGUAACUGACCUCAAGAAACACUACACACAAAAUCAUCCAGAGGCCCCAAAUGUAUUCACGAUGCAACUACGUGAACUCCAUUUGGUUUUCAAAUGUUUUGUGUGUCCAUUUACCAUUAACACAUUGAAGGCCUUGAGAGGACAUUACAAGGAAAAGCACCCAAAGCAUCAAGUGAAUAAUUCAUUGAUGUACUGCAGAUAUUUGGCAACCAGAUGCCAAGAGGGAUCAUCUCAGUUGAACACAUGUGAAAAGACUUCCAGUUCAGAAAGUUCAGAAAGGAUUUCUACUGAGAGUGGCCCAACACCAUGUGAGGAAGGCAAAAAUGCACCCUCAUCCCAACAUGCCACCUCCAAAGAAGCAGGCGUGGCCUUGUUUCAAUGCAACAACUGCAACUUUAGUCACAAGUCAGUUGUUGUUGUGCAUGUCCACUACCAAAAAAGCCACCCAGAAGAAGCAGUCACAAUUGACAAAAUCAAACAAUCGGCUCUUGUCACGUCACAGACGACUCCCAAAAAGAUGUCAGAGUCUCCGAACUCUGUGACAGUAAUAGACAAAUCUGCACCUCAAAAGAAAAUUUCAGAUUCUCAGAUUCAGGAAACAAAAGACAAAUCGAAGCUGCAACAGCAGAAGAUUUCAUUUUCUAAGCACACACCAGAAAUUUCAAAGACUCAUUCAGAGUCUCCCAAAACCAAGAAAGUGGAAUCUGCAGAGGAUGGAACGCCUGCCAAACAUGAUAGGAAAAUGUCCACUGAAAUGGACACUUUAUCCCCCACUUUACCAAAUACAGUGUUUUACUGCCAGUUUUGCAGUUAUUCAAGUACCAAAAUAAAAAGCGUUGUUGGUCAUCAUAACGCAAAACAUUCUAUACACACACAAAUAGGAAUUGAAGAGAUCAUAAAGUAUAGUGCUGAGUUCCAGAAGAAGAAACUUCAAAGGGAAGCAGAGGCCUCAGCAAGUACAUCAUCAUCUACUUCGGUGAUGAAAUUUCACGCCUAUGCACAUGCAGAGGACUUGUUUUACUGCCAAAAGUGCAACUAUGGAAAUCCCUCUGUAAAAGGAGUAAUCACCCAUCAAAGCAAAAUGCACCCAAGCUUUAAAUACAGCAGUGAAUCUGUUAUUGAAUAUACAGCUUUGAUUCGUGAUGAAAUUAGAAAAUCAAAAUCUCAAGCAAAGGAGUCAUCCAUUUCUGCUGAUCUACCUCUUCCUCUUUUGAGUGAAGGCGAUGAACAUAUGUUUUUCUGCCACUUUUGCAACUAUCGGCAAAGUACUGUGAGCCAAAUAGUGCAUCAUUACUACAAAACACAUCGUGGAUUUGUGGCUAAGGCAAAACAAAUCCGUCUACAUACUUCUAUGGUUCUUGAACAGACACAGAAAUUCUGUUCUAAUCUAAAAGCAACUGCAAACCAAGAAGUCAGUCAGGCAUCCGUUGGGAAAAACAGAAAUAAAAAGAAAAAAACAAAGCAGCCUGGCAAAUCCUCUUCAGUUUCAGCGUCAUCCUCAAAGGAAGCCUCACAAACACAGAGGACCCUGCAGUGUUCUAGAUGCCUAUAUGUCACUCAACAUUUGUAUCUUUUGAGGAGACAUAUACGGAAAAUCCACGGGUCAUGUUACUCACUUUCAGAUGUUUUAAAUGUGUGUUUUAAACAAGGGAAUUUACAGUCAGGGUAUCACUGUGAAUUUUGUGUUUUCGCUCACAAAAAAGCAACAACGUUGCAUAAGCACUAUCAGGAAAAACACCCAGGACGUAGACCAAACCUUGCGUUCAUAACUACUCAGUUAUAUGUCGGUCCUGAAACAUCCGCUCCAAAAAAGAAGAAACCUCAAAUAAAGCACACAGAUGGUAUUAGUGACUGUGAUGGCACAAAUGGAAGCUUACCAUCUCUGAGAUCUGGACAAAAUGAAACAAAACUAUUUCCAUGCAGAGCAUGUUCAUUUAAAGGUCGCUCAGUGUCAAGUAUCACAGACCAUUACCGUGCUGUUCAUCCUUGGUCUGUGAAAGAAGAUGGAUCAGUCCUGGAUGUCAUCAACAGAAAGAAGCCAAGUGCAAACAAGCAGGUAGAAGACCACAGUGAAAUACCUGGGUCAUUUGACACCUACCAAGUGCCUCUUGAAUUUGACAAGUCACCUGAUUCACCUCAUGAAGCAACAGGAUCUCUCUCAUGGCUCAGGUGCCCUUGCUGCCCGGCAAGGUUUCAUACCCGCCAUGGUCUCAAAAUUCACUGUGGAAUGAAACACCAAUAUGUAAUUGAAACUGCAGAAGAGCUGCAAGAACAGGAAAUACAAGUCCAAACACGUGUGCAUGUCUUUAAAUGUCCACAUUGUACCUACGUCAAUACCAAUUAUCAAGGGGUUCUCACCCACUGCCAGAUGAGGCAUCCUACCCUUGCAUCAAGAGCAGACAGUCUUCAUGUGGAUGAAGAACAUUUGCACCUUUGGGAUGGCUGUUUGAAAAGAAAUGGUCCUGAUGGCGUAUUGAGAUUUACUGGGUUCAUGUGUAAAACCUGCCCACAAAUCCAUGCAACGCUAGAGAAGCUGAACAAGCACUGUGAGGAGGACCAUAACCUGACUGUGCCAAACACUGAGCCAAGUGCACCCAGACCAGCUCCUGAACUACCAGCUGUAAGUGAAACACAGCGAUCAAAGACCCAGAACACUCAGGGAUCAGUAAAGCAUUGUUCCUCUGUUAAUAAGAAACCAUAUGGAAGGGUCAGGUGCCACCACUGCACCUAUAGUUGCAGCACAAAAAUUGCGCUUGGUCGGCACUUGCGCGCUUACCACAAAAAUGCACUGGUUUCACCUGCUCAGAAUUGUUUAUACAUGUGCGUCAUAUGUUCCAAAUCCUUUUUCGAGAAAAAGCGUCUUGGGUGCCAUUAUACUAAGAUACAUGGAAAGGAUGCCUUCUUCAAAUACUAUGCACCCGUAUACCAGAAUGUCCCCAAGAAGCCAGCACCAACAUCUCCAGACCAUCCCUCAAGUCAGGAGGCAGAAAAUACUUCUGAGGCAUGUCAAUCUGGCACAGUGACAGAAAAAAACAAAAGAAUUGUCUUCAAGUGUCCAAGGUGUCCCUAUGUGAAUACUAGCCAGCAUGGAACUCUAACUCACUGCCGAAAGUCGCAUCCAGCCCUCAUGGCCAGGACAGAUGACCUUCAAAAAGAUGAAAUCCUUUUAACCAACAUGGUCACGUGUACGUUGGGAAAAGGCUCUAAUGAAAGAGGGUAUAUGUGUAAAAUAUGUCCACAAAUUCAUGCAUCGUUGAAGAAACUGAAAAUCCAUUUUGAGAGGGACCAUGGAAAGGAAGCCUCCCACAAACACAAUGCCAACAUGUACCACCAAAAACGCAAGAGGCCACAACCACCAUCGUCAGUACAAAACAAGUAUAAGUGUGACCUUUGUGCCUAUUCAGGAAUGAAGCGAAGGUACUUGUGGAGCCACUACAGAAAGUAUCACAGAUUUGAUACUCUUACCACAUACAAGCGACUUGUAAAGUAUAAUAAACCAGGAAGAAAGGUCAGUAACCUACCUGAAGCUGAACCUGAAUCUGAGGAAAGUGCACAAAUUAAAUGUAAGAAGUGUCCCAACUUAUUCUUUGACUCAUUCGAGCUGCUUAUUGGCCACUAUAGUACCUUUCACAGGUCAGAUUGCAAAUUGGAUUUCACUGUGUUAUACCCAAUAUCAAAAUCAAGUACAGGGGUGUACAAAUGUUGCCACUGCAAGAAACAGUUGAAUGGGAUUAGAAAGCUGUGUCUCCACAUGGAUCACCACAGAGAGAGGAAUGAAAAUGGGGAAGAUGCUGCAAAGAAAAUGGCUGAAAGGACAAAGCCAUCGGUUGUUGUUACGAUAACACCAGAGGCCAAAUCCACUGAACCCUGUUGUCAAGUCGAAAUACCCUCAUUAGAAACUGUGGAGGAGCCAGCCCAAAGAAUUGUGUCUUUGCUGACAAGUCCUUUGUCAUCACCUUCAAAACCCCCUGAUCUGGAGCAACCAGAUCCAGAAUCAAGUGAAGGCAAACAUACUUGCAAACAAUGUCUUCGCACAUUCAUGUCACUGAAAGGUUUGCGUUGUCAUCAACGCAGCCAUGCAGCUGUGGCGGCCAUAAAGAAACUGGACACCCUGCCUACCUCAGCUUUAAAGCAAAUCAUGGACAAAUACAUCUUGUUCAAAUCUGGGACUAUUAGGCCUUUCCAGUGUAGUAUCUGUUCCUAUCGGACGACCGUCAUGGCACUGUGGAGGAGUCAUUUUAUGAAAAACCAUCAAGAUGUCAUCGUGGAUCCUGCUGAGACUGACAACCAAGAUGAGGAGAACACUCAGAUUGCUGAGAAGGAGCCCCCGUCAUCAGAGGAACCGAAUAAUUUGCCUGAACAUGAUGAAGAACUGGAUAGUAGUGAAGAUUCGCUAUACUUGGAGCCCCCAGAUGUGCAGCGGCAGUUGAACCAUUACAGCUUGAUAGCAGAGGCUGGUACCUCAUCUAAAGCGAACGUAAAAGGAACCAAAUUACCUAAGAACAGUCUGCUUCACUGUGAGUUCUGCAAUUUCACCACUGGACACUUGUCUAGUAUACGUCGGCACCUCCUAAAUCGCCAUGGAAAGAAGAUGCUCAGGUGUAAAGACUGCAACUUCUUCACUGGUUUAAGGAAAACCCUGGAGAUGCACAUUGAGACAGGUCAUUCUACCUUCCAGUCAGAGCCUACUCAUCAGAAGGAUCUUCGCUGCCCGUUCUGCCUCUACCAGACCAAAAACAAGAACAACAUGAUCGACCACAUCAUCUUGCAUCGUGAGGAACGUGUCGUGCCAAUAGAGGUGCGUCGCCCGAAGCUGUCACGCUACCUUCAAGGCAUCGUCUUCCGCUGUCACAAGUGCACUUUUACAAGCGCCAGUGCUGAAAACCUGCGUUUGCACAUGAUAAGGCACGAUGACAUCAAACCCUACAAGUGCCGGCUGUGCUACUUUGACUGCACUCAGCUAUGCGACUUGGAGGCACACCUGUGUGAUAAGCACCAGGUUGUGAGGAACCACGCGCUUGUGGGUCAGGUCAGCCUUGAUCAGCAAGAGGCAAGGCUUGGUAGGAUGCAAGAGGAGGAGGAGGAACCUCUGUCUAACUUGGAGAACCGCAACAAUGGGAGUGAAGAUGUAGAAACAGAGGAGUUGGUCGAAGUUCCACAUGAGACGCAUGCUAGGAACCCUGCAGUAAACGGCAAGAGGGAGAAUAUAAAACUACAGAUUGAGGGAUUGUAUCAGCAGCAAAGGCAGGGCGGAAGGAAAAAGAAUGAAGAAAGUCUCACCAGGAGCUCUGCAUUUAACCUUAAGAAUAUAAACAAUGCAAAGCCAAACACUGCUGUCCCAGAGAAGCAUGGGCAGGACCCACAGGAACGAGCACAGAACGAGAUGCUCUUGACAGACAGUGCAAAAAGACCAAAUGUGGCGGAAGGGAACAAUACAGAUAUGCAUUUUGAGGAUUUCAACGAUUCAGAGAAAGAGAGGCAGAUUAAUGAAAACCAGCCGAAACCUAGAGGCAAAGUAGACAGCAAAUUAAUCUUAUUGCAACAAAGAGAGGAGGCAGCAGAAGGAAGCUCAACAAAAUAUGUUAGAAUAGCUGAUAAAGCACAAGCGCACAAGCUACAAAUCAAGGCGCUGCAAGGUAGAACGUUGAACAUCGAGGCGAAGGUAGAGGAUGAUAUAAUGCGUCGUAUUCUACUGCUGGAUGAGGACGGCAGCAUCCGCAGGACACACAGGAAGGCAGUUCACGAUAGAACGGUUAAGAUCGACCAGAACAUUGAAACCAAGGUUGCGGAUAAUGUUCUAAAUACGAUCACUUUACUAGAUGAAGAGGGCAGUGUCACUUUGGCCCAACCCCCAAAAAAUCACCCUGAAGAUGGGACUAAGGCAACUCCAGACAUUUCAAAGAAGAAUCUCAUGCUGGCAAACCUCAAGUGUUUGACAGCCGAGAGACACUUGCUAACUCUGACACCCAACUGUGCACAACUUAAGAUCAGCCGUAACAAACUAGCUGACAGGGAGAGCUUAAGAUUCCCUGUUACAAACUGUAAAGAACAAGUGCACCAUCAGACAAACUGUGAGGAGCUCACUGACUCUUAUGGAGCAAUGCCAGUACUUAAGAAAGAAUGUGUGAAGGAGCAACCUCUUAGAUGUUGCAAGGAGGAAGAAAAAGAAGAUGAUCAUUUUGAGCAGAAGCAGGACAGACGAGGCAAGGUGAUCGUUGAAAACACUGAGAGCCGACGUAAGGAUCAGGGACAUGAUGAGGGAGACAGGAAGAAGGAAGCUGACAACUCACAUGUCCCCAAAGAUGCCCUCGCAGCCGUGGACGGAGCAGCUGAAGUACAACGCCCAUUAAUUACAGAGAAGAAACUGUUUACAUGUGAGUUUUGUGGACGAAACCUCACGAGCAGCUGUGAACUGGAGCGUCACGUCAUGCGACAUGGAAUGUAACAGUUUUCUUUGUUACGGACGGCAGAAGUAGCCUCCGCUGUUUAUUUCUGUGUGAAAAGCUGGAUUUUGUUUUCAGGAGCUGUCCUCCGCUGUCUCACUGUACUGUGUAUUUCUAAACAACCUAUUUACAAAUUAAUUUUUCAUGUUUUGUGGAUUUUAAGUAUUUUAUAAUGGAUGUUUUUCUUAUGUCACGGUUCUCUUCUUAUGUGACGGUUUCAUUGCUGCAUAGGCUUUCAUUUGUGAGAUUCAUAAAUCUUCACACUGUUAACCGUUGUUGCAUGCCUUUUUAAAAAAAAUGUUUUUAAAUCAACGUGUUCAAUACCAAGAACUGGACGAACCUCAUAAACCACUGAGUGUUGAAAUACUUCUGCUGCCUUCAAAUGCUGUCGGGUGUUUUUGAACAGGAGUUGUGUGUGCAUUGCUGUUGAACAGGUAGCUGUUUCACAAAGUGGUUAGUACAGUAAUAAAGGUAUUUAGUUUGAUAUACUAUUUAAAAAUAUGUUUCCUUUUCCUUUUUUUUAACAUUUUUUUUAUAUAUAUCAUUUAAUUUUUAUUUUGAAUAAACUGAAAUUGUGUUACCAUA
This is a messenger RNA of Thunnus maccoyii (southern bluefin tuna), 8404 nucleotides long. Its product is annotated as zinc finger protein 462-like. Gene Ontology annotation, biological process: regulation of gene expression. Bases 238 to 7821 code for a protein of 2527 amino acids. The transcript has 11 exons. The record is from RefSeq and is a predicted model, not a curated record. NCBI's taxonomy places the organism in Eukaryota, Metazoa, Chordata, Actinopteri, Scombriformes, Scombridae. Gene Ontology annotation, cellular component: nucleus.